Messenger RNA from Triplophysa rosa, 3615 nucleotides. It is a transcript of the gene cdk17, whose product is annotated as cyclin dependent kinase 17. The record is from RefSeq and is a predicted model, not a curated record. Gene Ontology annotation, cellular component: cytoplasm; nucleus. The transcript is spliced from 17 exons. Gene Ontology annotation, biological process: protein phosphorylation. The coding region runs from base 340 to 1920 and encodes 526 amino acids. Gene Ontology annotation, molecular function: protein kinase activity; ATP binding. Lineage: Eukaryota; Metazoa; Chordata; Actinopteri; Cypriniformes; Nemacheilidae.
GUCACCCCUAGGCGGAGGCGUCAGUACACGGGCAGCACGAGCACCAGCACCCCUCCCUGGUUUGAACCACCGUCACUGUACGCUCAAGGGAAACGAUCGCCAUAGUGAACUUAAACACGAAGCUCCCGCAGUUAUUCGACCCGUUGCGGAGAGGAUAUCGGCAUACGUUUAAACGCUAUCGGACGGGCAAGAGCGCGUUGUUUUCGUCUGAAACGCGACUCGUGUUUGUGUGUUCGUGGAGUGUGGAAAGACGGCAUCCGGCCUCCGAGAAGCAGGCGAGGGCAGGGACUCGGGUCCGAUCAACGUUUAUCGUCUCUGGCCCCCCUGCUUCCCAGGCCCAUGGAGAAGAUGAAGAGGUUUAAGAGACGCUUGUCGCUCAGCCUACGCGGCAGCCAGACGAUCGAUGAGUCGCUCUCCGAGCUGGCCGAACAGAUGACCAUCGAGGAGAACAGCAGCAAAGACAGCGAGCCCAUCGUGAGGAACGGCCGCCCACCAACAUCUCACAGCAUGCACUCGUUUUUGCACCAGUACACCGGAUCCUUCAAGAAGCCUCCCUUACGCCGGCCGCACAGCGUCAUCGGGGGCAGUCUGGGGUCGUUCAUGGCCAUGCCCCGAAACGGCAGCCGUCUCGAUAUAGUUCAUGAGAAUCUGAAGAUGGGUUCUGACGGAGAGAGCGAUCAAGCCUCAGGGACGUCCUCCGAUGAAGUCCAGUCGCCCACCGGCGUGUGUCUCCGCACCCGGACGCAUCGCCGCAUAUCCAUGGAGGACCUGAAUAAACGUUUGUCUUUGCCUGCUGAUAUCCGGAUUCCUGACGGUUACCUGGAAAAGCUGCAGUUGAGCAGCCCAUCGUUCGACCAACCCCUCAGCCGACGGUCACGCAGAGCUUCUCUGUCAGAAAUCGGGUUUGGGAAACUGGAGACCUACAUCAAACUGGACAAGUUGGGAGAGGGGACGUACGCCACUGUCUUCAAGGGGCGGAGCAAACUGACAGACAACCUGGUGGCUCUAAAAGAAAUCCGAUUGGAGCACGAGGAAGGCGCUCCAUGCACGGCUAUCAGAGAGGUCUCGCUACUGAAGGAUUUAAAGCACGCCAACAUCGUCACGCUUCACGACAUCAUCCACACGGACAAAUCCCUCACGCUGGUCUUUGAGUACCUGGAUAAAGAUCUGAAGCAGUACAUGGACGAUUGCGGGAACAUCAUGAGCAUGCACAACGUUAAGAUUUUUCUGUACCAGAUCUUGCGAGGCUUGGCGUACUGCCACAGACGCAAGGUUCUGCACAGGGACCUGAAACCACAGAAUCUGCUCAUCAAUGAGAGGGGAGAACUCAAACUGGCUGACUUUGGUCUGGCACGAGCCAAGUCUGUCCCCACAAAGACGUACUCAAAUGAGGUGGUGACCUUAUGGUACAGACCUCCUGAUGUACUCCUGGGGUCUUCGGAGUACUCUACCCAGAUCGAUAUGUGGGGUGUUGGGUGUAUAUUUUAUGAAAUGGCUGCAGGUCGGCCGCUGUUCCCAGGAUCUACGGUCGAAGAUGAGCUGCAUCUGAUCUUCAGAUUACUGGGUACACCAACAGAGGAUAACUGGCCUGGCAUCUCAUCCAUCGAAGAGUUCAAAUCCUACAGCUUCCCCAAAUAUAAGCCUCAGCCCUUCAUCAAUCACGCACCGAGAUUGGAUACCGAAGGAAUAGAGUUGUUGUUGUCCUUUUUAAGGUAUGAGUCCAAGAAGAGAAUCUCUGCGGAUGAAUCAAUGAAACACUCCUACUUCAAGAGUCUGGGCAUGCGUUUGCACACACUGCCAGAAAAUAUUUCCAUAUUUACACUGAAGGAAGUGCAGCUGCAGAGAGAUCCCGGUUACAGGAACUCCUCAUACCCAGAGACAGGAAACGGCAAGAACAGAAGACAGAGCAUGUUGUUUUAAGCCGCGUUCCCUCACUCACUUGCUCCUUACGGACACACUCACUCAAGCACACACACACAUUUGACGGAUUAGGUUGUUGGCUCUUAUUCCGUGACUGUGUUUUACAGACUAACUGACUAGCCCCCCUCGAUCUCUGAGAAGAGGGUGUUUAGUGUUCACGUGCGGUGAAAGGGGAUUGGUCGAACCCACUGUCUGUCUCCCCCAGCGUCCCGCCUCCAGCAUGCAGCCUUGAGCCAGAACGCCCCUCAUCUGGAUGCCCCCCUUCUCUCGGGUGACGGUUAGGGUGUGCGAAUGUGCGCGAGCGUGUAUAUAUUUAUUGAUGGGGGAGAGAUGUUUUGCUGCUAAUUGACUACUGUCUCUUCGUAAAUUCCUCACUCUUGGGCGACCCCGAUCCUGGUUGUCAUGGACACAUCAGUUUGAUGUCGAGUUUGUUUCUUUUAUUUUAUUUUUUGAAGAUGCAAUUCGUUAAAAUGUUAAUAUCGCAGCUGUCUGUUUGUCGUCGUGUUGAUUUUACGAGUGUGUUUUGAGUUUGUUUUUUGUUUUUCUGGCACGGUGAGGAACAAUCGCUUCAACCGAAACCGAGUGACACAAAACACCCCCCUUUGAAGAUUCAUUCCAGAUCUUUAUUUUAAGUCACUCUGGAAACAAACCCUCGUCAAUGCAUUGCUCCGAUGUGGGAUUUCUUCUCUACUGAGAAGUUCUGCUCAUUCCAUGACUAUCUCAACCAGAUUCAGAAAAGCUUCGGAAAGCUCCGGAUCGGUCAGGGUUGCUUCUGCAAGCUUGGAGAGUACUAGAGAUUCUGGUCUUCACGGGACGUCCAGGCGGAGCAAAGCAGCGAGUAGAGAGUCGAAAACAAACACUGGACCAGCGGGAACCACGUGACCUCACCGAUCCGUCUGAGAACCGGACCAUCUUUUCUUAACCUCCCUCGUUUUGUUUUUUAAUCCUUUUAGAUUGACAACAUUCUGUCUGAAGUGCUUGUAUGCCAGAUCUUUUGUUUGGUUUCUUUAGGCAUCAUCACAACCCGUUACACGAAUGACUAAAUUCCUAUUAAUGGAUCUCCUCUGUAGCUCCUGAACGUGUGUGUAUGUUCAUGCUUGUACGAGCGAGUGUGUGUAUGUGUGAAUUUGGAGAUCGUUAACUGAACAGAGACGCAUUGCUUUGUGCCAGUGCUGGCUGUGAAGAUGAGCUAGUUUCAUUAACAGUAUUAAGAGUAUUUUUAUUGUUACAUAUUGACCCUUCUGUGAAUAAUGGUCUCUAUACGUGGCAUGUUGGAGUUCCACAUUCGUGCUUGAUUUUAUUCAGAAGAGAAACAUAUUGUGUGGAUUUAAAAAAGGAAAAGUAACAACAACAACAAAAAAAAUGUAAAUUUCGACAGCUGCAUAUUGGACCAACGUUUCUUUUUCCCAGCAUUUAUAAACAUGAAGAUGAACAGGUUUUAGAUGACUGUUUUUUUUUUCUUUUUAAACUGACAGAUGUUAAUUAAUGUUGUAAUAUUGGAGAUGAUCGUUUCUGGAGAAUGCGUGCGUGAUUGCGCGUGUGUACGUGACGCAUGGAAUGCGUGGUGUCUGUAAGCUCCGCCUCCGUGAAACACUGACGCUCGCGCUCCCGGCCGAAUUGACCGUUUAACUCUUUGUACUGCAGAUAUUUAUUUCUUAUUCAGUGAAGUAAACAUGGUCUGUUUCAUACAAAGAA